Molecule: messenger RNA, 2189 nt
Organism: Colletes gigas
Lineage: Eukaryota; Metazoa; Arthropoda; Insecta; Hymenoptera; Colletidae
Product: putative fatty acyl-CoA reductase CG5065
Exons: 9
Coding region: 132-1676 (514 amino acids)
Biological process (GO): long-chain fatty-acyl-CoA metabolic process
Cellular component (GO): peroxisome
Molecular function (GO): alcohol-forming very long-chain fatty acyl-CoA reductase (NADP+) activity
Source: RefSeq, a predicted model, not a curated record
GCGGUUCACGACUCUUUCUCUUAUUCAGCUACUACGAGCGGAUUCGUGCUGCGGUUGCAACUGCUUCACCACGCCGACAGCUUACAGGAUUUUAUUUCAUUUUACCGGACUAAUACGUCAGGUUAUCAAACAUGAGUGAGUUAUCCGAAAUACAAUCCUUUUAUAAAGGGAAAACUGUUUUUUUAACCGGAGGAACCGGUUUCAUGGGGAAAGUACUCAUUGAGAAGCUACUUUAUUCCUGUAGCGAAUUAAACAAAAUUUAUAUUUUGAUAAGAUCGAAAAGAGGUCGAUCGCCCGAAAGUCGUAUCGAAGACAUGUUCAAACUACCGUUGUUUAGAAGGUUAAGAGAACAGAAACCGCACUUGAUGACGAAGCUGGUACCGUUGUACGGAGACGUUAACUCGGAUGCAUUGGGGUUGACCAAUGAACAGCUAGAAUUGGUGAUAUCGGAAGUCAAUCUAGUGUUUCAUUGCGCGGCGACGCUUAGAUUAGAAGCAAAGUUGAAGGACGCUAUCGAAAUGAACACGGUCGGAACGAAAAGAGUGUUAGAUUUGUGCAAAAAGAUGAAGCAUUUGGAGGCAUUCGUGUACCUGAGUACGGCUUUCUGCUACCCGGAGCAGCAGGAACUCGGUGAAAGAGUGUACGACGCCCCCGACGAUCCCGAAGAUGUUAUGAGGCUGGUACAAUGGUUAGACGGAAGUGCCAUCGAACUCAUCACGCCCAAGUUACUGAAUGUUCAUCCGAAUACUUACACGUAUUCUAAACGAUUGGCUGAAAAACUGGUAUGCGACGAAUAUCCCAACCUACCAUGUUGUAUCGCCAGGCCAUCGAUCGUAACUGGAGCCUGGGCUGAACCGCUGCCAGGAUGGGUCGACAAUCUGAACGGUCCAGUGGGACUCUUGGUGGGUGCAGGGAAAGGUGUGAUUAGGUCGAUGCACUGUAAUGCUAAUUAUCACGCCGAAGUCAUUCCAGUCGAUUUAGCUAUCAACGCAUUAAUCGCUAUUGCUUACACCACAGCUACCACGGAAAAAUCAAAACAUAUACCGGUGUACAAUAUCACUCAAAGUGGCGAGGUGCCCAUCACUUGGGGUGAAAUUUUGGAAAAGGGUAAGAAGGUCGCUUACAAGUAUCCGUUCGAAGGUCAAGUUUGGUACCCGUGCGGCGACAUACAUAGCAGCAAAUUUGUCCACAAUCUCUACGUCUUUUUCUUCCACAUACUUCCGGCUUACUUCAUCGACUUUCUCAUGUUGAUAUUCCAGCAAAAGAGAUUCAUGGUUCGCAUUCAGAAACGCAUCUCGGUCGGCCUCGAAGUGUUGCAGUACUUUACGACAAGGGAAUGGGUUUUCCAUAAUAAGAAUCUCUUAUCGAUGUCCAAAAGCAUGAGUCGCAAAGAUCAGGCGAUCUUCUGUAUUGCUUUCACAGACAUCGAACAUAUGGAAUAUUUAACGAAUUGCGUGCUAGGUGCACGGCAAUACUGUAUGAAGGAAGAUUUGUCUACUUUGCCGAAAGCUCGUAGGCAUCAAGCAAUAAUGUACGCUGUACACAUAAUUAGUGUAUACUUGUUCUAUUACGGGGUGUUAUGUUUCAUGUACAAGCACUUCGCGAUAGUUAGAUUUUGUCUGGAUUUCGUCACUGAUUAUGCGAAGUCUCUGAUUGCUUUGGGCGGAGCCAGCUAAAAAAUGCACCGGUGAAACGAAUAGAAAUUGUGUACAGGUAAGAAUGUUUUUAUACUAAUAAUUCAACGUUGCGACGUUCUUGUAAAAAAUGUUGUUGCUUGCGGAGGUUAUGAUACGUAAGGAGGUUUAAGAGAUUGGGCUAAGGAUAAGCUUUGUAACAGACCAAGAAUCUCUUUCUACGGAGAAAUUUAGUUCCCUCGUAGCUCUCUUGUUCAAAUUAUAAUAAAUAUAACCUUCCCUUUAAAGAAACAUAAAUAUUAUAGAUUAUAGAUAAUGUACGUAUCUGUGUACAGUCCAUAACUGAAACGUACGCGAUUAAGUAUUAAAAUUUGAGAUGAAUUAAAAAUUCUCUGAAGCUCGAAAAAGUUUACGUGAAUUUUACCUGAGAUAAUUGCCGUCCAGAAUUUCUCUAACAAUUAAGAAAUAAAUAUAACAAUUAGAAUCUAAAUAUAGAUAUAUUACGCGUACAAAAAUUAAUUUUAAUAUCGGAUGCUCCUAAGAAUAGAUGACGUA